AAUAAUUAUACAGUCUCAAUAAUAAUUUUAGGGCCCUCUACUGUGUGGCGCCGGGGAUGCCAUGAUGCUGAGUGGAUUUACACGGAUGUUGACACUCUCACUGAAAAAGAAUGGGUGUGUCGGAGCCUCGGAUGGGCGUUAAACUCUGUUGUCGUCCAUCUACAUGUCAGUGGCAUCACCCAAGCUCCAGCAAGCAAGACUGUGACUCCAGUAUUGUUGUGAUGAAAACAGCUGGAAUGAGCCACCUGGGUGGUUUGAUGUUACUGGUCCUGGCCUUUACUUUCACAGGGGAGAAUAUUCUGACUCUGGAUUAUUCUUCUGGAGAUUUUCUGGAGAUGGAAUCUGGUGAUAUUUCGAUGACGGAAUAUGCAUCUGGAGAUUUUCUGGAGAUGGAAUCUGGUGGUUUUACGAUGACGGAAUGUGCAUCUGGUAAGACAAAAUUUGUUAUAAAUAAUAGAAGAUUGAGUUUCACACAUCCACAUACCACACACCACAUUCCAUAA
This is a messenger RNA of Pomacea canaliculata, 503 nucleotides long. RefSeq lists its product as uncharacterized. NCBI's taxonomy places the organism in Eukaryota, Metazoa, Mollusca, Gastropoda, Architaenioglossa, Ampullariidae. The transcript is spliced from 6 exons. Bases 111 to 503 code for a protein of 130 amino acids. The record is from RefSeq and is a predicted model, not a curated record.